GUAACCAUGGCCAAUGCAGCGGUGGCGUCCUAUGACCAGCUGGCCCACCAGGUGGCAGUACUGCGCAAGGAAAACUCCCACCUGAGGCGGGAGCUAGAGGACAACUCUAACCACCUUUGCAAGCUGGAGAGCGAGACCUUUGGCAUGAAGGAAGUGCUGAAACAGCUGCAGUGUAAGCUGGAGCAGGAGGCGGGGACUUUGGCGUCGUCGGGACGCAGCGACGUGCUCCACCAACUCAAAGAGCUGCACGUGGACCUGACCAAGUACUACGAGCUGAAGCAUCAAGAUCAUCAAGGUCAUCGGUCACAUCUGUUGGCGGACAAUCAAGGAGGUCCAGCAGAAAGAGAAGACCACCUGGCACUGCCUUCAUGCCAGGCCUCCCCCUCUUCGUCAGCUCAACAGCCAACUCGCGACAACGUUACCGCCAUCAUGUCGCCGCAUCACUUCCUGGACGGAGCCCCGCCCAAAACGGCCGUCUUCAGCGGGGCGGACGGGCGCCUCAGCGACCAUCACAUGGACGAACUCUACAAGGAGAGGAACCAACUUUUGGGAGAAAUUGACCGUGAGGAGCGUGAGCGCUGUUGGUACUCCACCCAGCUGGAGGCGCUAUCCCAGAAACUCACACACCUGCCUCGCAUUGACACGUUUUCCCUGCAGAUGGACUUGAUCCGCCAGCAGCUGGAGUUUGAAGUUCAGCAGGUGCGCCGCAUCAUGGAGGAGCGCUUCGGCAGCGGCGAGCAAACGAUGCAUCGUGCACAGAUGCGUGUCGCCCAUCUGGAGCAGCUGGAGAAAGAACUGCGGGAGACCCAAGGGAGUCAAGAGAGCCAACUGCAGCUGCUGGGUGCAGAGAGGCCUCCUGUGGGAGAACCAGAGAGCAACACGACAGCCUGCGCAGACGGCAUGACAGACGGAGGCAGCAAGGCGGAGAUGAUCUUCUGGCUGCUUUCCAUGCUGGGCAACAGAGACAGGGAUGAGAUGUCCCGGACCCUGCUGGCGCUCUCCAGCUCCCAGGACAGCUGCAUUGCCAUGAGGAAGUCAGGCUGUGUUCCACUGCUGGUCCAGAUGCUCCACCAAGACGCCGGCGGGCCGGGAGAGGCGCGCUGCAGCCGCGACGCUAAGUCCCGAGCCGGCGCCGCCCUGCACAACAUCAUCUACUCCCAGCAGGACGAGGGCCAAGCCCGCCGGGAGAUGAGAGUUCUGCACAUGCUGGAGCAGCUCCGGACCUACUGUGACAGCGGCUGGGACUGGAUAGAGAACCACACCGAGACCCGGAUCACCAAUAUUCCCGAACCUGUAGACCCUCAGAUCUGUCAGGCCACGUGCGCCAUCAUGAAGCUGUCCUUUGAAGAAGAGUUUCGCCGUGCAAUGAACGAAUUAGGUGCUCUGCAUGUGGUGGCAGAGCUGAUCGACUUGGACCAGCAAAUGCACGGCACGCAUAGCGGCAUGCACGACCUCAUCAACACGGCUCUGCGGCGCUACGCCGGGAUGGCCCUGACCAACCUCACCUUUGGAGAUGUGGUCAACAAGGCCACGCUGUGCUCCCGGAAGAGCUGCCUGCAGGCUCUUGUGGCCCAGUUGGGCUCAGACAGCGAGGAGCUCCACCAAGUGGUCUCCAGCAUUUUGAGGAACUUAUCUUGGCGGGCCGACAUCAGCAGCAAGCGAGUCUUGCGAGACAUUGGGUGCGUGUCCGCCCUGAUGACGUGUGCCCUGCAGGCCACAAAGGAGUCCACGUUGAAGAGUCUGCUGAGUGCACUGUGGAAUCUGUCGGCUCACAGCUUGGACAACAAGGAGGCGGUGUGUGCGGUGGACGGCGCUCUGGGCUUCCUGGUUAGCACGCUGACGUACCACUGCCAGACCAACUCACUCGCCAUCAUCGAGAGUGGAGGCGGAAUCCUGAGAAAUGUUUCCAAUUUGGUGGCCUCGCGAGAGAACUACAGGCAAGUCCUGCGAGAUCACAACUGCCUCCAGACUCUGCUGCAGCACCUGCGCUCACACAGUUUAACCAUUGUCAGCAACGCUUGUGGCACGCUGUGGAACCUCUCGGCUCGAAGCCCAAAGGACCAGGAGCUGCUGUGGGAUUUGGGCGCAGUGAGCAUGCUGCGCAAUCUCAUUCACUCCAAGCACAAGACCAUUGCCAUGGGCAGCGCCGCGGCUUUGAGGAACUUGCUGAGCAAUCGACCCCCAAAGUACAGGGACGCUUCGGUGCUGUCGCCGGGCUCGUGCGUGCCUUCGCUCUACAUGAGGAAACAGAGGGCGCUGGAGGCCGAGCUAGACGCCAAACACUUGGCUGAGACUUUUGACUCGCUGGCCGAAAGGAGCCCCAAGCACUUGAGCUUCACCAAGCAGCUGCGCCACAUUGAAAGCCUGGCCAAGGAUUACGCUUCAGAUUCCGGCUGCUUUGAGGACGAAGAGGCCCCCGUUUCCUGCAGUCUGGACACUGCAACUUUAUCCAUGCUGUCCACGUAUCUCAGCAAUUCCGACUCACUGGAAAAUCACAAGCGGGACAGUGAGCCCGGCCAGGACCUGGAGCGUAGCCGACCGCUGUCUGAUGAAGUCAUGUCCACUGCUGCUGAGAAACUGGCAAAGAAGAUCACCAACACCGUUGCUAAGAUUGAUAGAUUGGUGGAGGACAUGAGCAUGCAUACAUCCUCCGAGGACAGUUUUAGCCUCAGCUCUGAAGACCACCUAGCCGAUUGGCCUUACGGAUCAAAGGAACUCAACGAGAGUUGCGCAAAGUCGUGUUCCCCCUGCCGUCUCUCAGACACCACCAACUCGGUCCAUUGCCAACGCCUCAGCAGGGCGCAUGCCUUAUUGCGCCUGAAAAGCGCUUGCACCAGUGUGUCCACCGACAGCUUGAACAGUGGCAGCACCAGCGACGUUUUCUGUGGUGGCAAAGACAGAGUUGGGCCCGCCCUAAAACUUUGCAUCCCCCAGAAACGACCCGAUCGGCUGGAUCUGGAGGUGGCCCACCACAACGUGCAACAUGCUCUCCUGAGUCAGCAAGAUCUUCCGGAAAGAGAUUCCGUGGACGGCAAAGACAAGAUGGGUUUGGAACUCUUCGACUCAGAUGCAGAAAAGAAGCAGGACCCGCCGGCGCAGACGCCAGUCAGUGUGUCCACUAAAGUCUCUUCUGACAUCAGCAUGGCCUCCGUCAAUAUUUCUCCUUCAUAUCUGCAGGUCCCGCUCAUUCAGAGCUUCGCUAAAUAUGGUGUGGCAAAGACGUCAAUGGGCGAUCAGGCUUCUGAAGAGACGAGGAGGCAAGCCUGGGUGCCCACUGCAGGCAGCAUCAGCAAGUUUUCGCCAGUGACGUCGGGCAGGAGUCCAACUGUUGGCACAAUAGAGACGGUGCAGAAAUACUCUGUGGAGAACACGCCUAUCUGCUUUUCCCGGUGCAGCUCCUUGUCCUCACUUUCUUCUGGAGACGGAGCACUGGAUGGACCAAGUGACAACGAGCUGGAGAGUGACUCCUCACUUGAAAUGAUUCAAGCGGGAGACGAUGUCCAGCGGGCUGAGGAGGACGAGACCUUAGAGGAUCUGAGUGACAGCCAGUUGCUCCUGACUGAUUUCCCCAGUCAAGAGAGCCAUCCCAUCCCAAUUAUGUGUCCGGACAAAAGAGAAAAUGUAUUUCUUCGGAGAUCCUCCCCAGUAGUGCUCGAAGACACAUCCCCAUCUAGUUCUUCAGAGAACUACAUCCACGAGACUCCUCUGGUCAUGAGUCGCUGCAGUUCUGUCAGUUCUUUGGGCAGUUUUGAGUCUCCGUCCAUUGCCAGCUCCAUCCAAAGCGAUCCCUGCAGCGAGAUGAACGACGGAGCCAUCAGCCCCAGCGAUCUUCCAGACAGCCCCGGCCAAACCAUGCCUCCCAGCCGAAGCAAGACUCCUUGUUGCGUGGAGUUCAACGGAGGGGAAGUACACUCGGUGAGCUCGGCUGCUCAGUGGGAGAACACUCUGCGCAAGUUUAUCGAAGUCAGCGACUCCAAAGACAGGUUCAACCUUCCUCCUGAUUUGGACACCAUGAUCUACUUCACAGUGGAAAAGCCCUCAGAGAAUUUCUCCUGUGCAUCCAGCCUGAGUGCAUUGCCCCUGCACGAGCACUAUGUCGAGAAAGAUGUAGAGCUGAAACUGACGCCGCUCCUCCAGCAACGUGACAGGAACCUAGCUCUCCAAGACCAAAAGGACCAGGCUGAGAAAUACAGUGAAGGCAACUCUGACGACGACAUAGAGAUACUGAAGGAGUGCAUCAAUUCGGCCAUGCCGUCCGGAUUCAGAAAAGUCAGGCCUUCCUUGGUGACCAGCGUUGCUCCCCAAUUUCUCACUUCCCAAAAAGCUUUGCAUCUUCCCGUUUACAUGAUGCUACCAAAUGGCAAGACGCAGCUGUAUCCUGGCAGGAGAACCGUCGUCCCGCACAACCACGUCAAGUUUGACGACUCGGCCGUCACCGACUCAGCUGACGGGACUCCGGUCAACUUCUCCCGUGCAACUUCACUGAGUGACGAAACUCUCCAGCACCCAGUAAAGGACUGCCCGUCUCGGCCCCUGGCCAAGGAAAGAAUACUUGAUGAGGAGGCAAAGCGGAUCCAAGACUUGAGACUCUUCUCCCACUUCCACAGAGCAAACAAGAUGAGGCCUCCGCCGCUGCUGCUGCUGCCACCACCAUCGCCCGUGGUUUGCUCAGACCACACAAGCAAACACGUCAUCCCCACACAGAAGGUUCUGAUGCAGAGCAAAGAAGUGGCUGACAGAGUGGCCAGCCAGAGGAAUCGCCAGGACUCGCCCGGCCAACGGAAGAAGGUGAAAUGCCAGAGUGCCGCUGGGAAGCUCCCAAAACCCGUUCUAAAUCACAAGGCAGAAAAUAGCCUUCAUCAGAGGAGACACGCGGCACAGAAGUCACCUUCUUUAGAUGAGACCAAGCACUUUUAUCAGGACAAAUCCAAAGUUGCCAGCAGAAGCCACACCAGGGAAGAAAGCAGAACUUCUCUCUCAACAAGCAUGACCAACAUCGUCAGGUCGCCAGCAAAGCCCAUAGGCUUUCACGUGCUCAAGCAAAAGCUGAUGGACGGCUUCCCAGCCUCUUCCUCACUCAGCUCCUCAGUGAGCUCCCUGAGCGACGCCGAGUCUGGGGAUCACCGAUACAAAACCCAGCAGAUUUGCUCCAAAGACAGACACAACAAAAGUCUACAUAUGAUGCAGCAGGCCAAGUCCUCGACCGUCUGCAGACAUGUUGACGCUCUCCAAAGCUCUCCAAGUUCACUCAGCGUGGACUCAGAAGACGACCUCCUUCACAAGUGCAUCACUUCGGCGAUGCCCAAACAGAGACGGAAGAUGGCCGCCAGGAAGAAGAAAGCGGAGAAUGGCCAAAAGCCCAAGGAAGUCUGGAACAUAAAUGAAGACAGUGAUGACCCAGCGUGGGAUCAAGCAUCGGACCUGAACAGUGUGGAAUGGAGAGCCAUUCAAGAGGGUGCAAAUGCUGUGGUGACGGGACUUCAGGCAGCCAAGUCCCAAGAGUUCUCCUCUGAAGAAAGUGAAUCUGUUUUGUCCUUUAUGUCCACCUCAAGCUUUACCCCCAAGGAGAAAAAAUUUGCUCAAGACAAAAAGGCCAACAAACCUCUGGACUUUGCACAGCGCAAGCCAGUGCCCAACUUGCCGGUGGUUUUCAGAGGCAGAACAGUCAUCUACACUCCCAUCAAAGAGACGGCUCCGUCGCAAAUUCCUCCACCCAGGAAAGUGGCCUCUCCAAAGAACCCAGAGCUGGCUCAGCACAGGUCAAAGAGCCUUCACCGAUUAGGACGACCGCAAGACACGGAGCUCUAUCUGCCAAAAAGGAGCUCAACUCCACCUCCGAGGAUACCGCACAGUUCUUCUUCUGGGUCGUCACAAAGUUCGACACCAUCCAAGCAUUCUCAGAAGAAACUCACAAGCAGGACUAUCCAGAAAAAGAAUAGCACACUGUCAAGUAGCCCCCAUGAAAGGAAAGGACGCUCUUUGGUGGUUACUAAAGUGGAAAAAACACCACCACCCAAAACCCAGAAGUCACCAGUCAGAAUACCUUUUAUGAAGAAUUCCGUAAGGCCAGCCAGACCUCUUUCACCUCUGAUCACCCACCAGGCCACAGGGAGACAAAAUCAGGUCGGUGGCAAACGAGUCCUUCCCACGAGCCCAACUGACCUGCACAGGGUGAGCCCAGCCCAUUCUUAUGAUGGUGAGUCAGAUGCCAGCGGAUUCUUGAGACAGCUGACAUUCAUCAAGGACUCAAAGAGCGGACUGAAACGUGAGUGCAUGCCCCGUGUCCACAAGUCCCGAUCCCAGAAUGCUUCCCCCCACCAGGCGGCUUCGGCAGUCUUCCUUUGCUCGUCCCGCUGCCAAGAACUCAAGGUGGCUGCCCAGCCCCCAAGAAAGAUGACAGCAACAAGUACAGGCCAAGCACAGCGAGUCCACAGACCUCAGCUACAGGCCAGAAUCGCCUCCAGGGAACGGGACCUGUCCACAAGACGUCCAUCCAGGAGAACCAGCUCUGAAAGGCCCAACAAGGCAGCUCAACAAAAUGCCCCAGGCAAAGUUUGGGGAGACAGACAACAACAGCAGCAGCACAAAGAAACAUCUAAAACAUUUCACGCUUCAUCUCCGAGUAUAAACACGCUGAGCCGAGUGACCAGUCGCUCUUCCCUCCGUUCAUCAUCCUCAGAUUCAAGCGCACGAGCCAAAAGCGAGCAUGAUACAAAGAAGAAAAGUCCCAGAACCUGUAUGAAUGACGGCGUCACCUGGAGGAGGUUCAAGGAUGAAGACGUAGCUCAGCUCUUAAAAAGCUCUCUGCCGCCAAACGCCUUGCCUCUGGUGCCAUCACCUGAUAAGGCCAAGCCAUCUCUGUCUCUGACAGAGAAGAUGCAGACGAUCCUCCCAGCCUCGCGUAGUGUGAGUGACGCUACGGUUCAGACAGAAGAGUUCUCCAACACAAAGAUCAACUCCAGCACCUCUCCCAGUGCGGAGUCAACGGCAGCCAUUCUGGAAGAUGCGGCCGGACGAGAGCUAUUCAGGAAGAGUAGCGCCAUUGCCGGGGGGGAGAACUUUCAAGAUGGAGAGUCAGACGGCACCACCUCUACCGCAAAACCAGACGGGCAUGUGGGCGGAGCCGUGCAUUUCCGCCACGUAUCUCCAAGCAAGGCGGCCAGAGUUUCUCCAUUCAACUACGUCCCCAGUCCCAUGGUCCAGCUGGAGGCCCCAGGCACGAAGGCCGACCACAAAACGGACAACAGAAGUCAGUCUUAAAUGUUUGAUGAAAGACAUUUGAGAGAGUCUUCAUUUGAGCUAACCUCGUGUGAAUUUAAUUGAAUGAGCCAACGCUAAUAAACAAAGGAAGGACAUAUCCUAACUCUUAUUUAUUGAGGCACAAUAUUACAUUAGAGCUAGCAAUAUUGCAGUCGAUAUGUCAAACCUCGGUUUUCGAACGUCCCUGUUCUCGAACAAAUUGGAAUUUGAACAAAAAAUUUGAGAUUUUUUGCUUCGGUUGUUGAACAAAAUUCUUAGGACGAACCUCGCGAGAUGAGCCGAAGGGACCCGAGAAAACCCGACCGCGCGCCCCGGAUGCCGACUGACUCCGUUUGUUAUUGUAUUUUCGUUACUUUGAGGAUUGUAUUAACCCCUAAUCAUGCCUCCAAAGAAAGCAAGAGCAGUAAAACCAUCCUAAAACACAAAGACGCUCUUAAAGCAAUGCGACAAUGAGCGCCCUGCGCGCUGCGGUUGCGCGAUCGGACCAAAUUAAGCUCCCUGCGCACUGAGGUCCACUUAAAUUUUGGAAAGUACAUCAGGACUUAAAAAAUAUUUUCUAAAUUUCAGCGACGGCUCUUUCACAGUAAUGCGACCAGCGUGGUGCAGUUGCGCGUUCGGCGGCGCGCUACGGUUGCGCGUUCGGCGUUGCAGUUGUGCGAUCGGACAAAAAUGCGCAAAUGAAAAAAUGCUUUAAAAAGGCGGGGUUUUUUUGUCUUGGAACGGCUUAAAGUUUUUUCCAUUAUUUGUAAUGGGAAAAAUAGAUUAGGAAUUCAACAGAUUAACUUCUCGAACCGCCUUCUGGAACGGAUUGUGGUCGGAAACCGAGGUUUGACUGUACAUACUAUGUUUCUCUAUUCAUGAGUGCAUCCUGACUCUAAUUUAAUGAGCGUUAGUGUACUUUGUCUAAUUGAAGUUGCCGUAACACGACGCCAUCAACAGUCACACGCCCUUGAGCCGAUCUGAACACCCGGGUAGACGGCAGACUGUGAGAAGCGUUUCAAGAAAAUGCAGGAAAAGAUGAUCAUCCCGAGAACUACAACACGUCCAUGUAAGCAUACAAAAGUAAAUGGGGGAAAACAGGCUUGGAGAACUGUGAGAGAGGAACUAAGUAUGCUGUUACUUUUUUUUUCCUUUCAUAUUUUAAGCUGGUGAACUCGACCCAUACGGCACCAAUGUUAACAUGACAAUGUCGGCCACUCGAAGUUGAAACAUGUUUUGGUCAUCAGCGGCGAUUGGCCGUAAUAAAGUUAAAAAGACAUACAAGAGGGUUACAGCCGGUGGACGACGCAGAUGAAGUGUCUGGCUGUCGCUCACCCCGUGUUUGGUGUGCACGCAGCGAAUCAUGCUCGCGGUAGAACGCUAGUGUGGUGAGCGAAGCGUCGUGUGCUUGCUGUGCAUGUAGAAACAAAAAGUAAGAGUUAUUUUCGCAUUGUUCUUCAACCAUUCAGUUAGCCCCGUGCUAUGGGUUAACACACAUGCUGACAAUAAUUUGGCACUCGCGCAAAAGCAUCAGUUGUCAUAUUAGCAGUUGAUUGAUACCAGUUAAUUAUUGUAGCUUUGACUGUGUUCCUCACAAGUUUGUACAUAACAGCACACUAGAAAAUAAGACGUGCCGAUGCAUUGCUCAAUGUUGGUGUGAAGCAAUAUGAAAAAAAAAGGUGUUUUGUGUAUAUUUAGCGUAAAAAAAAGAUCCGCCUAUCGGCUUGUGCCAUUUUUACAUGUCAAGUUUCUCCCAUGUUAUCUUGCUCACCGUCUCGAGUUACGACUGUUAUGGUAAAGCGAUUUUGUGUUUUGCGGCUGGAGAUUCGUCACAAGCGACUUGGAGCUUGCCUGACUGCAACUGUUCAAAUUCUCAAUAAAAAACGCUGAACGAAA
Molecule: messenger RNA, 9135 nt
Organism: Syngnathus typhle (broad-nosed pipefish)
Lineage: Eukaryota; Metazoa; Chordata; Actinopteri; Syngnathiformes; Syngnathidae
Gene: apc2
Product: APC regulator of WNT signaling pathway 2
Exons: 13
Coding region: 7-7260 (2417 amino acids)
Biological process (GO): cell fate specification; negative regulation of microtubule depolymerization; regulation of cell differentiation
Cellular component (GO): catenin complex; beta-catenin destruction complex; cytoplasmic microtubule
Molecular function (GO): microtubule binding; beta-catenin binding; gamma-catenin binding
Source: RefSeq, a predicted model, not a curated record